Rhodamnia argentea is the source of this 725-nucleotide messenger RNA. RefSeq names its product mitochondrial import inner membrane translocase subunit Tim9-like. The record is from RefSeq and is a predicted model, not a curated record. The transcript is spliced from 2 exons. Lineage: Eukaryota; Viridiplantae; Streptophyta; Magnoliopsida; Myrtales; Myrtaceae. Bases 152 to 439 code for a protein of 95 amino acids.
AGGCACGUGCGAUGCUCGUGCUCCCACCACCUUUCUCUCUCUCAUUUCAGGGUUUAAGGGAAACGCUCUCAUGGCGUCGUUACCGCGCUCCUUAAACCCUAAGUCGUAGUCGCACUCAGGACUCCCCAUUUUGAAGCUUGAAGCAGAAACGAUGGACAAGACCAUUCUCGGAGAUCUGGAUUCCCUCCCUGAAGAAGAUAAGCUCCGGAUGAGCGCCUUCGUCGAUCGGCUCCAAGCGCGCGACAGUUUAAGGUUGUAUAAUUCUUUGGUGGAGAGAUGCUUUAUCGAUUGUGUCGAUUCUUUCUGGCGCAAGUCUCUUGGCAAACAAGAGGAGAGAUGUGUGCUUCACUGUGCUGAAAAAUUCCUCAAGGUAUCAGCACUUGUUGGAAUGAGACUGGCGGACCUCAACCAAGCAGAACAGCAAAUAAAUCCAAGAUGACCCUCGCUGAUAGGAACUGUGUUUAUUGGUUUUUUUUCCUCCUCCAGAGAAGAUCCCCGAGGAAUAAGACAGGCAGUUUUCGUGUUGGGAGGUUGAUGUACCGACAGAUAUUCUUGCAUAAGAGUGUAAAAGAAUAGAGGAACACAAUAAUCUGAUUUCAGAUGGAAAUUCUUACUGUAAAAUGAGGGACGAGAAAUUAGAUUGAAAGGGUCAUGUUUUGAUGACUCACCUUAACAGGUUGAUCUUUUAAGUAACAGCAUUUCUUCUACGCUUCUUUCCGGACGCA